UGCGUUCAUUGAGGCGGGCUGUUUGCGGUGUUGAGCAGUGAGCGGAGUAUGCUAAUUUCCUGCACUUCCCCUCUCUAAAUCAAUGCCUUUUAUAGGCAGGACUGCCUUUUAGAGUUGCGCCUGCCUUGUGUCACUCACCAACCUGUGCUUCUUACAUAAAAUAUAGCCCAGAGCUGAUCAUCCAGCAACCCGGAACAUGGAGGCGCAGCUCCUCUUCAGCAUGAGCAGCUGAGUUCACACCGUCUGCACUUUUCUCAAGACGUUUGCUCAAAGUUGAAGGUUUCUGAUUGGACGGCAUGGGGAAUCUGAUCAAGGUUCUGACGAGGGACAUCGACAACAAUGCGGGGAACUUUUUCCUGGACUUUGAAAAUGCUCAGCCCACUGAGGCAGAGAGGGAGUUAUGGGAACAGGUGAACAAGGUUCUGAUGGAGGCCAUGAGUGUUUUAGAGGAUCUGCAGUCCUACAGUGGAGCUGGAGAAGCCAUUAGACAGGCCAUCCAGCAGCCGUCUAAUGAAAGUGUGCAAGAGAAAGCCUGGACUGCUGUGGUGCCGCUAGUGGGCAAACUAAAGAAGUUUUACGAGUUCUCUCUAAAGCUGGAAGGUGCCCUGCAUGGCCUGCUGGGAUUCCUAACGAGUGCACGCUGCAGCCCCACACAGCACUUGGAGCAGGAGCAGGCUCUGGCGCGCCAAUUCGCAGAGAUCCUCCACUUCACUCUGCGCUUCGAUGAGCUCAAGAUGACUAAUCCAGCCAUUCAGAACGACUUCAGCUACUACCGCCGGACCCUGAGCCGCAUGCGAAUCAACAACUUGGCAACAGAGGAAGAGAACGAAGUAAACAACGAACUGGCCAAUCGCAUGUCUCUGUUCUAUGCCAAUGCUACACCAAUGCUGAAAACAUUAAGUGAUGCCACAACGAAGUUUGUAUCUGAGAAUUCAGAUUUACCCAUAGAAAACACAACAGACUGCCUAAGUACGAUGGCAAGUGUGUGUAAAGUCAUGUUAGACACACCGGAGUACCGUAGCCGUUUUGCGAGUGACGACACAGUGUUAUUCUGCCUCCGUGUGAUGGUGGGAGUCAUCAUCCUCUACGACUACGUCCAUCCUGCUGGAGCUUUUGUCAAGUCCUCAAAAAUUGAUAUGAAAGGAUGCAUUAAAGUCCUGCGGGAUCAGCCACCUAACAGAGUAGAAGGUCUCCUUAAUGCGCUCAGGUACACGACAAAACAUUUGAAUGAUGAGACUACCUCCAAGCAAAUCAAAAACAUGUUACAAGUCUGACAGCAUCCACAAAACGGUACUUUUUGGAACGUGAUGAGGAUUUCAGCGCUCUUCUGAUGAGACUGCUUUAGUGGGAGUUUUUAAAUACAGAGAAAAUGGCCAUGUGUCAGGUGGCAGCUAUCGGGAUACACUGCUGUAUGAUGUGCUUAAUGCAACUCAGAAAAGGAGCUCCUCUGUCCUUUCUUUUUUAAAAAUUGUUUUAUUGCCCCUGUGUAUUUUUUUUUAAUGGUUGACAGAGUGCCAAGGCAGAAACAAAUAUCUGUUUAUGUAAUUUCAUUGUUAAAUGAUGGUUGUUUUGAUUGUUUUGAUAACUCUUUUUAACAAAAUAAAGAAGCUGUUUAAAUCGGU
Pangasianodon hypophthalmus (striped catfish) is the source of this 1622-nucleotide messenger RNA. It is a transcript of the gene cyriba, whose product is annotated as family with sequence similarity 49 member Ba. Gene Ontology annotation, biological process: positive regulation of T cell activation; regulation of actin filament polymerization. Lineage: Eukaryota; Metazoa; Chordata; Actinopteri; Siluriformes; Pangasiidae. The record is from RefSeq and is a predicted model, not a curated record. Gene Ontology annotation, molecular function: small GTPase binding. The coding region runs from base 297 to 1274 and encodes 325 amino acids. The transcript is spliced from 11 exons.